Molecule: messenger RNA, 2437 nt
Organism: Gymnodraco acuticeps
Lineage: Eukaryota; Metazoa; Chordata; Actinopteri; Perciformes; Bathydraconidae
Product: piggyBac transposable element-derived protein 4-like
Exons: 3
Coding region: 488-2332 (614 amino acids)
Source: RefSeq, a predicted model, not a curated record
UGUAGUCUUUCUAGUUGCGUAUUUUUCAUAGUCUUAUAUUUCAAUAGUUUUAUGACAAACUGAGAGUUUUUUGACAUGGAAAUGAUUUGUUUAAGAUUGAAAAACAUCAUAUGUGUAAUUCGUGGCAUAAUUCAAACGGGAUCGAAAGAUAAGUUUUGUCUCUCCAUUGACUUCAAUACAUACUUUUUCCGAAAUAAGGUCCCAUGAGGUCCCCGGAAGGGGAGGGACUUUGCCUGUUUGAAAAUGCGCUAUGAUUUGCUUGUAGGAAUAGAGACGAAGGGAUAGGUUUAGCUGGGGAGUGAACGCCCCCGAUCGCUGAUUGGGAGGGGUCAGAGUUGCGUCAUCUCUGUUCCGGUCGCGGAGCCUCUCAAUAGUUCCCGGAAGUUAGCAGCAAAUACUAGCAGCGCAGUAGAGUUGCAGCAUAAUAGACCGUUUGUGAUGAACUUUUACAGUUUGUCUGUGUGUGGAAGAGAGAGGAGACAGAAACAUGGCUAAAACCACUGUUGCCGCUGAGCUAGAGAUACUUUUGGCUAGCAGUAGUGAAGAUGAUGGCGAAUCAGAACCUGAAGGCUUUGACUCUUCGGAAGAAGAAGAAUACUGGGACAACAAGGAUCCAUUUGAAGAUGGGGAGGAUUCACAGCAGCCAGAACCUCAAUCGGUGCCUGCCACCAUGUCAAGAUUGACCGUAGAUCAAGGACCAGCAAAGAGGACUCGUAGAGAACACGUACUUCCCACACAGCCAAUAGCAGCCCAUGUACCAUCAUCCCCACCUACACAGCAGCCAUCGCCACUGUCUUGGAAGACAGACAAAGACCCCGACACUGCACCCCCUGUCCCCAGUUUCAAACCUGCUCGCACACCCGGGCCACAGCUCAGCUCCAGAUGGAAAUACAAACCCUUUGACCUGUUCAAACUUUUUUUCAGUGCACAAACAGUACAGACAAUUUGUAUCAACACAAACAAACAAGCUGCAAAGCAGAUGGGAAAUGGGAAAAAAUACAAAUGGAUUGAUUUGACUGUAGAUGAUUUUUAUAAAUACAUGGGGCUGCUUCUAUACAUGGCCCUGCUGAAACUGGACACAGUAUUGGAUUACUGGAGGCAGGAUCAUUUUUUGUCAGUGCCUCUGCCAGCACAGGUCAUGUCACGUGACAGAUACAGGACAAUAUCCUGGAACCUGCAUCUCAGCGACCCUGGUGAGGAUGUCCAGAACGACAGCAAAAAGGGCACACCUGAUCAUGACAGACUGUUCCGAUUGAAACCCCUCAUGGACAGCAUCAAGACUGCGUGUAUGUCCUAUUACCAUCCCCAUAAAUACCUGGCUGUGGAUGAGAGGAAGCUUGACUCCAAGGCCAAGACUGUAAUUACCCUGUACAUGAAGGCCAAACCUACUAAGUGGGGAUUCAAGCUGUUCGCCUUAACCGACUCGAAGAAUGGCUACACAGUAGACUUUUCCGUUUACACCGGCAAAAGCGACAUCUGCUCCGGACAUGGCCUGUCGUAUGAUGUGGUAAUGUCGCUGGUGCAUGCAGGUUACCUUGGGACAGGUUACCAUAUUUACAUGGACAAUUUUUACACCAGCCCGAAGCUGUUCACGGCUCUCCAUGCCCUAAAGUUCGGUGCCUGUGGGACCUACAGAGAGAACUGCAAAGACUGCCCAAGGACACAGACUAACGCUCUAACAGCAAAAUCCAAAAGAGGCUCCCUAAGAUGGAUCAGGGAGGGCCCCCUGGUAUUUGUCAAAUGGAUGGACAACAGGGAAGUAUCCGUCUGCUCCACCAUCCAUGAAGCAUACUCUGGCAACACUGUGCAGAGAAAGCAGAAGCAGAGGGAUGGCUCCUGGACCCAAGUAGAGACCCCCUGUCCCACACCUGUUACCGAGUACAACAAACACAUGGGUGGAGUUCAUCUGUCAGAUCAGCUUAUACACCACUACUCUGCAAAGCACAAAACCAUGCGCUGGUACAGGAGCAUAUUUUAUCAUUUCCUGGACAUUGCCACUACAAACAGCUACAUUUUGUACAAGGAAAUCUGUCUGUCACAAAAGAAAAAGCCCAUGACACGCAGAGCAUUCAUGGGGGAGCUGAGUGCUGAGCUCUGUGGCAAGCCUCUCCAUACACCGCCUGCCCGGGGACCUGCAUCUCAUCUUCCUGUGUGCAUUGCUGAUGUCAAGGCAUCAGGCAUCAGCCGAAAGGCCACCACAGGACGCAGGAGAUGCGAACACUGCCACAGCCAAGGCAUGAGAAAAGACACACCUUGGAAGUGCAAGCAGUGUGAUGUGGCCCUUUGUCUCUUACUGGACCGCAACUGCUUUGAGGCAUGGCAUGAGGACUGAAUCGGAAUGAGUGUUUUUAUAAAUAGUUGAGAAUAAAGUUCUGAUGUAUUGCAUCAAUUUUUGCAGUGUUUUUUUACAUCUAGAAUAAAUUGUUGGUUAAAAAAA